AUGGAAUGGGAAAACGUCGCUGCCCGAGGAUGGGCUUUGCCGGGGUACGGGAAUGAGGCUGGCGCCGACCCUUUAACUCCAAAUGUGCCCACUGCCACAGCAAUCAGCCAGAACCUUGUCUCACCCACAACCCCAUAUAUGAUCACAAAUCGAUACAUCACACGCGAAGAGCCCUCACCUCUGGGGCCUCACGUUUCUCGACGUACAGGUGAGGCUGUUACUCUUGAGUCUGUUCCUCAAAGCCGUAGGUUCCAGAGAGUGGUCGAGGACCGCUCAAGGACCAGUCAGCUGCUCGAGGUUUCGCCCGCACAACGUAAAUGGCAGGAAGGGCAUGAAAGCGAUGCAGUUGUGAGGCUGCCCACCAGAGCGCCCAGCAUACAGCAAUUACUCCGAAGAGAUACCAAAUCGCUCGAGUUGGCCGCGAAUUUGUCCCAUUCUGACGGGAGGGAGAAAUUCCUCGAUAAAAUCAGUCAAUCCACAGGCACAUUCAUUAAACAAGAGCCAGGCCGAUGUCUUCGUAUCUGGGGAGAUGCAGAUUCAGUUGCCAAGACAAAGAAAAUUCUUCAGGGCCUUGUCGACCCAUUCUACGAGAAAACCGAAAAGAACGCUCCUGAUGCGCGUGGUCAUUGGCUGAAGAUCCAUCCUUCUGGAACCACAGAGGUUGUUGAGAAAAAAGCAAGAAUUGGAAGAGCAAUGAGAGAAGCGGAGUCUGAAUUGCGAGAGGAACCAAAGUCGGGACAGAUCAAAAACAAGGCUAGUAAUUAUCGGUGCAUGUUCAUUUGGCCUCAGGAUGGACCGACACUCCAAGAAAGCUUCGGGGACAAACUUGAGGCACUUGACUCUAUACGGAAAGCUUUCAAGGUUCAUGUUUACCUGCAGAAAGACGUUGACGACUGCAUUACUGUGUGUGGAAGCGAAGAAACGAAUAUGUCCUUCAUCGCCAAGCAGCUGCGAGAGAAAUGGAAAGCAGCAGUUGCAAAAGCUGAUAUUCGAAUCAAAGUGUACUUGGUUGAGCUACCAAAAGGCAGUACGAUGCAGAGUCAGGUGAAGAUUGUCAAGAAAAAGAGGUUUGCCUUGCCCAUUCUUCACCAGCGGGUACCACGAUCUUCGCCAACUACUCGUAAAGAGGAAGAGACAAUCACCCAUUUUCAACAGAAAAACGACGAGAUUCUGCUCCGAAGUUUCCAAAAAGCGCUGUCGAAAGCCCAUUUUUUUGCCGGGCGCUUGAGAAUGCGCAUCCACUUCGGUUCAUUUCUAAUGGAUCAUUACCGCAAACCAAAAGAUGGAGAAUCUCUAUACAGCUUAGAAGAAUUCCAAGAGAUGAUCAUGAAUGAGCGAGCCAUCGGUCGCCUAGUACCAGGGUUGAAAUUAAGUGGCGAAGAAUUGCUAUCCCGAUGUUUGAGUGCGAGCAGCCUCUUGGAAUCCACAAGCCCUCUGAGUACCCUGUCAGGAAUCAAGACCACUUUUCCGACCUAUUCAGCGAACUUUGAGUUCUCAGGUAAAACCGAAUCUCAAUUUCGCCUAGAGGUAGACUUUAAGCAUCGUUCCCUAGAGCUUGAGCAACAGCGCCACAGAUGGUUCAAAGUCCAUGAAGAAGCUGAGAAUCCUCGCCGAUUGGUUUUGCAAGCCGGCGUGAUGGACUUUGCUCGGUGUGACUGGCAAGGGGACAUCGAACUGUUUGAGCCAUUGAAUGAUGAUGAUAUCCAGGUCAAUCUUACUGAAUUUCUCAAAACUGUGAGGUUUGAUAACCGCAUUCAUGUUCAUGGCAUGGCCCUUGUCCCUCGUAGGAAAGUGCUGUUCGACUGGAAGGCUCCCGUGGCCAGUUUCGUCGAGAAAGCUUCGGUUCAAUUGAAGAUCAAAGGAACAAGUUAUGUACUUGAGGUGGCCCGUUUCGAUCGAUACACAUCAACUUCCUCCGGAUGGGAACGGACUGCAUCACCAACCGUCACAUGGGGUGCAACUUUGUUCGACCCGUAUUGGGAUAUUGUGUUAGGAAGUGGGCUCAACAUGGAAGGAAAUGCCCCGAGAAGACCUGAGAAAUACAUGGGAAAUUUCCGGUCCCUUUUCCCUCCCCGAGCGAACAUGAGUCCUGAUAAUGACGAGGGUGGGUUUUGGGAUUUGAUUGGAUUCGUUGACAAGGUUUCGGAACUUCUAAGUGCCACCAAAGAUGUGCGUGAAGGUCCAUCCUCUGACUUGGACAAGGACAUUAACCCCGAGCUGCUUGAUGUCGAACUUGGAACGCUGUUUUAG
This is a messenger RNA of Penicillium angulare, 2250 nucleotides long. RefSeq lists its product as uncharacterized. The coding region runs from base 1 to 2250 and encodes 749 amino acids. NCBI's taxonomy places the organism in Eukaryota, Fungi, Ascomycota, Eurotiomycetes, Eurotiales, Aspergillaceae. The transcript has 9 exons. The record is from RefSeq and is a predicted model, not a curated record.